AUGAUAGAAGAUAAGGAAUUACGUCUUUGUCUUUGGAGUUGUUACUAUUUAAAAUUAUCGUUAAUGUGGCCUUUAAAAAAAGAAGAAUUCAAAUCUUCCAAGGGGCUCUACUUGCGACUGCUCACCUUUGUCAUCAUUUCGAGUUCUACAUUUGUAUCUAUGAUUUUUAUGCAUCUUUACAAGUCUUUAAAAGUCGGUAGUUACGACGUCAGUGAAGAUUUAGCAAUUUUGGCUUCACUUAUCGGUUAUAUAUGCAUGAUGACUAUGUACGUAAGUAGACAGAAAAAUUUGGAGUUGCUUCUGCUCGACUUGAGCGAUUUCAAAACGUACGGUAAACCACCAAAUUUUGACAAAGUUCGGAAAAGGAUGGAUUUUUACGCACAUUUAGUUUUUUUUUAUUCCAUGUUCGGAACUUUUGUAUACAACAUGGACAAAAUUAUCUUAAUUGAGAAAUGCAAAAAAUCAAGAAAAAUCAACGAAGUUUGUGGAUCAGCUCUACCCUUUUGGACUCCGUUUGAAACCGAAAACUUGUUUAUUCUCACUUUUGUUAUUACCUACGUGCUUAUAAAUAUUUUCAUUGUGGUUAAAGUUGCAUUGACCGUCUCUGUUCAAGUUUUAGAAAUCGCCAGCCACAUUAAUUUACGAAUUGAACAACUAAAAAUCUUAAUUGCUAGCUGUUUUGAUAAAGAUUCAAAAGCCAGUCGAGAAAGACUUGAUUUUUGCAUCAGAUACCAUAAUGUCAUUAUUGAUUACAGUGAACGUUUCAGUAGAUGUUUCAGCUAUGUCAUGUUUAUACAUCUUGCAAUCACCGGAAUUAUUAUCGGUUGUUUAGAAAAUCAAAUUGUUCAGGAGCACCAACCUGAAGCUAUGUUACAUAUGGGUGGGUGGAGUACGGCCACUUUUAUUGCAUGUUACGGAGGUCAACUUUUAAUGGAUGCGAGUACUUCAAUCGCUGAUGAGUUCUAUAACUGUCCAUGGUACGAAGCAGAUGUUAAAAUGAGAAAAGAUUUAAUCCUUAUCAUCCUUCGGGCCCAAAAAGCCUUAUUUGUAUCUACAGGACCUUUCAAUGUUCUUUCAUUUACAUUAUUUGUAUCGGUAUUUACCUGUUUCCAACUCAAAACCUCAUUUAUAUGGCCUCCAAAAAACGAGGAAAUGAAUCCAUCUAAAUGGUUCUACAUUAAAUUAGCUCUGUUGUUAACAGUGUCUGUCAUAAUAUUAUAUGUGCCAGUUUGCAUUCACAUUCACAAACUCUUGGAACGUGAUUUAGACACAAGUGAAGACUUUGCGUUGGUAUUUUCAUACUUUGGGUUUCUAUCAACAAUGAUAUUUUAUUCAAAAAGCCACAAGAAAGUCUGUGACCUUAUUUACAAUCUUGGUAAAUUUGACGAAUUUGGUAAACCUCCAAAUUUUGAUGAAUUAAACCAAAAAUUAGAUUUCUACUCAAAACUGGCGUCUGGAUAUACAGCUAUAGGCGUGAUUGUUUAUAGUGGGAUGAAAGUUUACAAAAUACCCGAUUGUAAAGCGGAAAGAGGGUCGAUUCAAGUAUGUGGAUUGACAGUACCACUGCUUUGCGAAAAAUUUAACGAAGCCUAUUAUUGGACAGCAUUUAGUCAUAUUGUUUGUUCAGUUUUGGCUUGUGCCUGUGUAGCACAUCAAGCCGUCAACCAAGAUGUUGCAGCAGUUCUGCAUUACAUAGGCUGGAUUAUGUCAAUUUUUGUAGUUUGUUGGGCUGGCCAAAUUUUAACAGAUUCGAGUCUUACAGUAGCAGAUGCCUGUUUUGAAUCAAACUGGCUCCAAGCGUGUCCUCGAUUGCGGCGAGAUUUAUCAUUCAUGAUAAGACGGAGCCAGAAAUGUAUUCAGUUGAAGCCAGGACCGUUCAACGUCUUGUGUUUUUCGUUGUUCGUUUCACCUAUACUUACCAAACACAUCUGCGAGCGACAAAAUGCCGCCAGACACUUUGACGACAUUUGUGGUUUGGUCACAAACUCUUGGAUGCCUUUCGAUAUAAAAAACUUUCCCAACAAACAGCUUUUCUACCUUUGGCAAACUUACUCAUUUUAUUGGACUUAUGAAGCAUCAGCGGCCAUUACCUACCUGAAUGUGGCAACUAUGGAGCACGUUUUGGUCAGAAUUUGGCACUUACAAGGCAUGAUUCGGGAGACUAUAAAUAUAUCUGAAAAYGGGGAAUUGAGGAAAAGUCAAUUGAAGAAGUGUUUAGAUUAUCAUAAUCACGUUUUCUUACUUGCUGCUGAUGUUGAUCGAAUUUACCAAAGAUCUCUCUUUGUGCAUGUGCUUUUUUCAGGAGUUCUUUUCGGUAUUAUGGGCUUUAGUAUUUUAACUGUAGGGAUUUCGAUUAAGACGUUGAUUUGUCGGCACAAAGGCUUUAUGAUGGGGUAGCAGACAAAAGGAUGAUGUAUGAAAAAUCAUAUUUUUUGUUCUUUAGUCAAUUGCAAUUGGUGAGGAGGUGUAUAACAGUAAAUGGUAUGAUAGAGACUACAAGUUUCAAAGGGAUUUGAUUACUAUUAUGAAAAGGACA
This is a messenger RNA of Tribolium madens (black flour beetle), 2536 nucleotides long. RefSeq lists its product as uncharacterized. The coding region runs from base 1 to 2397 and encodes 798 amino acids. The record is from RefSeq and is a predicted model, not a curated record. Gene Ontology annotation, biological process: detection of chemical stimulus involved in sensory perception of smell; sensory perception of smell. NCBI's taxonomy places the organism in Eukaryota, Metazoa, Arthropoda, Insecta, Coleoptera, Tenebrionidae. Gene Ontology annotation, cellular component: plasma membrane. Gene Ontology annotation, molecular function: odorant binding; olfactory receptor activity. The transcript is spliced from 13 exons.